AUGGUGACUAGAGGACUCUGGAACUUACACGUGGAUGGGAAGUGGUACCGUUGGUUCCACCCUCCUCGCGGAGUUUCUUCAUCGCCAGAUUCACGAGCAACUCUGACUACCUUUCGCAUACUUACUUCAGACUCCAGCAAAUUGAAAUGGGAAAGCGUCCCAUUCCCAACACCACUUCAUUUUCAACUCGAUUAUGUCUAUACCAUCGAUGAAGAUGCUGGUCACUUCACAGUCACUGAGUGGAGAGGUAUAGAUGAAGUUCCCACGAGGAUCAACCGACGGAUGACGUUGGCCAGUAUCCGAGAAACAUCCCUUCCUGCAAUAGACACACUUCUAAGUGACGUGGUGGAAGUGCCAAAGAAGUAUCCCUCACUGGAUGGUGAAGACAACGAAGUCAGUGUACAACAUGCAUUGAGAUUAUUUGAGAUCAAGCCCGACAUGCCCGCCCGGCUAAAUGAACUACAAUUUCAAUUCUUUACGGACUUUGUUUUCACAUGGCGCUUCUACCUCGACGAUACUUUCACCUGGGAUCAUACGUCUUCUGUUUUUUCUGCCCUUGCUAUCGGACUCUUGCGCAUCGCUGCAUGGGACUUUGAAGUCAGAAAUACGGACACAGAGGAUCUACCGAUUCUAUUUUCGUCCCUUCCACGGUGGAAGGCGCCUCGAGAUCGGGUAUUCUGGUUUCAUCGAUAUCUGAUUCUAUGCUGCAAUACAGACCAGAUUAGCAAUGCUGUGGCUAUCAUAGAGAAGCAUCUUGUUUCCCAGUGUAUCAAUCACAAGGGGCCUGUUCACGGAAUAGCCAUUUCUAUACGAAAUAUCGCCCUUUUUGAGAUUCGUAACGGCAAAAUUCUCCGCUCUACCUCUAUCCCUCUGGUCACCAAUAUCUCGGCGCUACAUUGCUCCCCGGGUUUCAGAAUACUGGCAUAUAUACUCACUUCGAGUCGCUUGAAGGGCCUCUCAGCUAAAUCUGGAGAGCAUUGGGGUACUGCGUUGCCCACUGAAGUUUUUGAAAUGAUCCUCAAAGCAUCUCAGCCAAGUGAUUUGGUCUCCAUGGCUCAGGCAUCUGAUUCAGUUGAAGAAUGGUAUUACUCUUCAAUUCCCCAGAUCCCUGGUCUUAUACCGCGAGACUUCUUCAUGUCGAUACCGUGUUGCGGUAGGCGAGAUACAUCGAAUCCCCAUGGAGCUUACUGCUCAGUCUGUUAUGCUUGGUCGCAUGUGGAAUGCACAGGCCUGUCUGCUACUAUGUUUUCAGACACUGAUCACUUCACAUGUUCGGGCUGUCAAGAGAGCGUACCUUGUGCUUCUCUUGAUACGGGUGGAAUUCAACACUCGUAUCGUAAAAAGCGAGAAAGAAACGCCUGCAGCGUGAUCCACGAGGGCAAAAGUAAGGAGUUUUGGCUGCGAGUGAAUACGCCAACCUCUAGACGGCCAGAAUUACGGUUCAUCCGAAACCUCGCUCCGCCUCCUCCACAGAGCGUUGAUUAUACGAUAUUCUUCAGUGGAGUCUUUUCUGGCCUCGCGUAUGGAUUUGACGAUUAG
Messenger RNA from Penicillium olsonii, 1539 nucleotides. The record is from the annotation of a GenBank genome assembly. NCBI's taxonomy places the organism in Eukaryota, Fungi, Ascomycota, Eurotiomycetes, Eurotiales, Aspergillaceae.